This is a messenger RNA of Rhododendron vialii, 2693 nucleotides long. Its product is annotated as coronatine-insensitive protein 1-like. Gene Ontology annotation, molecular function: protein binding. Gene Ontology annotation, biological process: SCF-dependent proteasomal ubiquitin-dependent protein catabolic process. The record is from RefSeq and is a predicted model, not a curated record. NCBI's taxonomy places the organism in Eukaryota, Viridiplantae, Streptophyta, Magnoliopsida, Ericales, Ericaceae. Bases 509 to 2284 code for a protein of 591 amino acids. Gene Ontology annotation, cellular component: SCF ubiquitin ligase complex. The transcript has 4 exons.
GUAUAGGAGAACUAGACAGAGAGAGAGAGAGAGACCCUCCCUUCCCUCCCUUCCCUGGUCCUAGGGGGUCUCCUCAUCUCAUCUAACCAGCCUUUUUAUCCCCAUUUCAAAACCACUUCCAACUGUCGUCGUCCGAUCUCCUCACUCCCCCUCAUCUCCACCCUUCAUCCUCUGCGCUCCUCACAAUAAGCCCUGUGUUGGGAUCCCACUCGCUCAUAACCCCUCUCCCCUCUCUCUCUCUCUCUCUCUCUCUCUCUCUAUUACAGAUAGAGGAGUACUCUAGUUAUCGUUGUAGUACUGUAAUAAAGAUUCCAGGCUCCGUCAGUCUCCUAUUGGUCGAUCUAACGUUUUCUCGCAGCUUUUGAUUGAUUACCCAUGUGUGAGUGAGUCUCCCCUUCCCCGUCCCGAUUCAGUCCUGCUCCCUGCCGGAUUCUCGGACCUAGAUCGCACCGCCUUCCACUGUUCGAUUCUCCACCCAAAUUCAUCGCAGUUAGAUCUUUUAGCUCACAUGGAAGAUGGAAGAGCCAACAGGAUGGCUGACGGAAUGCCGGACACGGUGUUCGAGUGCGUGAUCAACUACAUACACGACCCGCGCGACCGCGACGCCGUCUCUCUCGUGUGCCGGCGGUGGUACGAGGUCGACAAGUCCACGCGGAAGCACGUGACCAUCGCCCUUUGCUACACGACGACGCCGCAGCAGCUGUGGCGGAGGUUUAAGCACCUGGAGUCCUUAAAACUCAAGGGGAAGCCGAGGGCGGCCAUGUUCAACCUGAUACCGGACGACUGGGGAGGGUAUGUGACGCCGUGGGCCGAGGCGAUCGCGAGCUCGUUCAGCUGCUUGAAGUCGCUCCACUUCCGGCGGAUGAUCGUGAGUGACUCGGAUCUCGAGCUCCUCGCCCGGACGCGGGGCCGGGUUCUACUGGCGCUCAAGCUUGAUAAAUGCUCCGGAUUUUCCACUGAUGGACUCCAGCAUAUUGGCCGCUCUUGCAGAAGUUUAAGGACCUUGUUUCUGGAAGAGAGCAUUAUUGAAGAGAGAGAUGGCGAAUGGCUACAUCAGCUCGCUUUGAACAACACCGUUCUAGAAAGUCUGAAUUUUUACAUGACAGAUCUUGGCCAAAUCAGAUUCCAAGACCUUGAACUCAUAGCCAGAAAUUGCCGCUCUCUAGCAUCAGUAAAAAUCAGUGAGUGUGAACUACUGGAUCUCAUUGGUUUCUUUUCUGCUGCAACUGCAUUAGAAGAGUUUGGAGGGGGUUCUGUCAGUGACCAACCAAAGGGGUACUCUUCUGUAACAUUUCCCCCAAAAAUAAGCCGCUUGGGUCUAACGUACAUGGGGAGGAAUGAAAUGCCCAUUGUAUUUCCUUGCGCAUCCUUACUGAGAAGAUUGGAUCUCCUUUAUGCACUUCUGGAUACAGAAGACCAUUGUCUCUUAAUUCAAAAGUGCCCCAACUUAGAAGUUCUUGAGACAAGGAAUGUAAUCGGCGACAGAGGACUAGAACUUCUAGCUCGUUGUUGCAAAAAACUAAGGCGACUUCGUAUCGAGCGAGGCGCUGACGAACAAGGAAUGGAAGACGAAGGUGGCCUAGUCUCCCACCGAGGUCUAAUCGCUCUAGCCCAAGGCUGCCUCGACCUCGAAUACGUUGCCGUUUACGUCUCCGACAUCACCAACACCUGCUUCGAAUACAUCGGCACUUACUUGAAAAACCUCUCCGACUUCCGCCUCGUCCUCCUCGAUCGUGAAGAAACAAUUGCCGAUUUACCCCUCGACAACGGUGUCCGAGCCCUAUUACAAGGCUGCCACAAACUCCGUCGUUUUGCCCUCUACCUUCGGCCUGGUGGACUGACCGAUGUUGGGCUCAGUUACAUCGGACGGUACAGCCCAAACGUGAGGUGGAUGCUGUUGGGCAGCGUCGGGCAAUCCAACGAGGGGCUUCUGGAAUUUUCUAGGGGCUGCCCCAGCUUACAGAAGCUGGAGCUGCGCGCUUGUCGUUUCAGGGAAGACGCGCUGGCUAGGGCCAUGUUGCAGUUGCGUUCGCUGAGGUACUUGUGGGUCCAAGGGUAUCAGCCGAGUGAUGCGGCCCACGAGCUCUGGGCCAUGGCCCGGCCUUUUUGGAAUAUUGAGCUGAUUCCUGCGAGGCAGGUCGUUGUUGCUGGGCAGCCUGGCGAAGGGGUUUUCAUUGAUCAUCCGGCACAUAUACUGGCAUAUUGCUCGCUUGCUGGACAAAGAACAGAUUUUCCUCCUGAAACUGUUAUACCGUUGGAUGCUGCUGCCUUUCUUGAUGGGUAGAUCCAUAUGUGUAUAUGCGUGCCCUUUUAUGUGGGAGUUCUGCUUCUUCGGUUACCUGGUCUCUGUUAAAUGCAGGAUUCUAAAUGGAGGUAUCGGGAUACGUAUUAGUAUCUGGCAUACUGUCAGGUCAGUAUCGGGCAGUGUCUGUUGACACUGUAACUACCGGUAUUGAAAGUCAACAGCAUCUGUUUUCACGUUGGUAAAUACCUGUAUUAAAAGUCCAUAAUUCUGUUUUGUAACGACUGAUACGUAUUGGCCGGUGUUUAGAACCCCAGAACUAGAUGUCAUGUUUAUAGGUUCCCGUGUCUUUUCUUCUUGGUAGAAGGGUUUUUGUUUUUCUCUCCAUUGAAUUUGAGUUUGGUCCUAUUUCUAAACUUUGUCCUGUAAUAAAGUAAGCUUUGUUCUGUAA